AUGGCCCAACUUGUGGAUCUGGCACUCGAAGUCCUGCAUAACAUCUUCCAGAAUGUCGAACCCGUCGAUCUAAGUUCUCUCUCCAAGACUUGUCGGCAUUUCAACAAGCUCAUCCAAAGCGAUGAAUUGCUCUGGAAACAUCACUAUCUCGGUCAAUUUGGCUCGCCUCUACAAGAUGAAGCUCUGUCCUGGCGAGACAGAUUGACUGGUCUGAUAAAUGUGGAAAAGAUUCUGGAGUCUGAAGAUGAAGAUGUCAAAGCGGAAUCAUUCGAUGAAGUUUUGACCCACGCCGCGAAGGUCGAUUACCGAACAUCUCCAGAAACCACUCAAAUUGCCCGGUUUUUAGCCCGGUUUGCAGAGCCCAGCAACAUCAACGCAUUCUUGUGCAAAUCAAGUCUUUCCGCCCGUGCCUGGCCAGGAACAUGGAUCGCCGCCCCAACUGAAUCUCUUCGCCAACUCUCUGCGCAAUUACAUGUACUGGGGGGCAUGAAUUUGGAAUCCCCUUGGCCUUCCCCACAUGAGCUGACCUGUCCACACAUUCCGGAUGCUUCGGGCAAUGUCCACCCGCAACCUGUACGACAUCUUCACCCCUACGCGCGCUCGAGAGUGUACGAUCUACGCCGCUACACUUUGGCGAAUCUAUGGGGACCAUUCAUGGAUGACGGUAGCCAACGCAUCGAUUGGGAGAAAGUGCAAGCUAUCAUGAUCGACAUCGCAUACAAUCACCGUAUGGUAAAGCAGGGCAUCAUCCUCCGACCUUGGGACGAACCAUUCCAGGGCAUUGCCACUGGUAGUUUCGAGUCCCAUCCACUGUCAGGUCCAUUGGAGCAACCUCGAAACCCGGGCCUAGACGCACUUGACCCUUACGGCGUCACGGGGACUUGGAUGCGCAUAGUAUGCUUCCUGGACUACCACGACCUACACGAAUUCAACUUCGAGGGUGAGGAAAUUCCAGAUGACCAAGAGCGAGACCCGAUCCUGACGCGCGAGGCGUUCAGACUGAUCCGGCUGCAGUUGCGUGUGAGCAGGAUCGAGAAACCAGGGGAAGAAGAUGGACAGGAACUCCCUGUCGUUCAUUUCGAGGGCGAUAGCAGGUCACUGUACAUGGCAUGGGAUCCGAAUGCUAAUUCAAAGAUUCGAGGCACCGUCCGACAAACCGCCUCCGGCGCAAUCCGCUGGACAUCUUUCAGCAUCUUUCACGGCGAAGAGCGCUGGCGGAGCGAGGGUGUACAGAUCGGCGGCCUGCGCUCUGCACGGGGUAUCUUAGGCAACUGGUUCGAUAAAGACUACGACGAGCAUGGACCUGCCGGACCAACAGCGUUCUGGAAAAUCAGCGAUGAUAUCGUGGCGGAGAAGCAGGUACCGGUUCCCCAGAUGCCGGAGAUUUUCCUGGCGGGGUGA
Molecule: messenger RNA, 1401 nt
Organism: Rhinocladiella mackenziei CBS 650.93
Lineage: Eukaryota; Fungi; Ascomycota; Eurotiomycetes; Chaetothyriales; Herpotrichiellaceae
Exons: 5
Coding region: 1-1401 (466 amino acids)
Molecular function (GO): protein binding
Source: RefSeq, a predicted model, not a curated record